Messenger RNA from Pichia membranifaciens NRRL Y-2026, 1764 nucleotides. RefSeq lists its product as hypothetical. Lineage: Eukaryota; Fungi; Ascomycota; Pichiomycetes; Pichiales; Pichiaceae. The coding region runs from base 1 to 1764 and encodes 587 amino acids. The record is from RefSeq and is a predicted model, not a curated record. The transcript has a single exon.
AUGUCUCAAGAUCAAAUCACCUCCUCAGAAGAACUGUCAGACUUCAACAAUGACAAGAUGACCAAUGAAUCUGUUCCAACUUCUCCAGAGAGUAGCAAUGGAAAGAAUUUAGCUCCAUCUUUGUCAUCAUCAACAGCAAAGACAACUUUAGCUGAAAACAUCAAAACCUCUGACAUUGAUAAAGGGGAUGACUCACCAGAUCAUUCUGAUAUCAUGGAAGAUUCUCCAGAUGAUUCUCCAGAAACUCCUUCUAGCUCAUCCCCAACGCCAACUCACACUCCAAAGGUCAAAGAUGAAGCAUCAGAGAUCAAAGAUUUUAAGUCUGAGAAAAAAGAGAAAAAAGAGAAGAAGGAAAAGAAGGAAAAGAAGACCCCUCGUACAAUUAAUUUUGCAAGUGGUGUCUCGACUUCUGUCCCUUUGACGGGAGAAAGGCCAAAACCUGAAACUCACACAUCGAUCGAUGAUGAUGUUUUAUUGGCUAUUUUCGUCAUUCUAUUUGAGCAUGACCCAGAUAGUAAAGGUAUGACAGUCAAGCAAAUAUGUGAUAUCUUACUCGAAAAACAUCCUGAUAUGUCAAAGCUUUCUUCCAAAACCUCUAAUUUGGUUAGUGCUAAGCUGAACGCUUAUGUCAAGAAGGUUGAAAAAGGUGACUGCUCAAUUCAUUAUGCCCUAUCAAGAGACUGGGCAGAUUCUUCGCCAAAGAGAAUGGUGUACGUAUAUCGUGGAAUCUUGGCUCCAGAAUAUCCUGCUUAUGUUCAAAGCAUCAUAGAAGAACUGAGAAAGAAAGAUGUAAACAAUGCUACACAUGGUUCACUCCCUGAUGCUAUGUCUGUCGACCAAACGGAUUUUGAAUCGGAUUCUAAUCUAAUUUCUCUUUCUAAAUCGAAAUUAGUUGGGGUUGACGGAGGUUCUAGUUCCAAACGUUCUCAGUCUCCUUUAGCACAUGAUUUGUCUUCGGUGCAAUCUAUUUCCCCUGCAGGUUUACAAUUAGAUAAAGCAUCACCAUUUGGUAAUGGAUCGAUCGAUUUUGCUAUUCCACAGCUGUCAGUUCCGUAUUCUGUUGCUCCUGUCACAGCAUCCUUAAAUGUUACAAUGCCGAUGAAGAACCUCGACACAGCUGAGUCCCCUAAUCCAAUAAAGAGUGAUUUCUCCAUAGGCAGAAGCAAUCAAUACCUUACCGUUAUCCCAGAUUCUGAUGAUGAAGACGAUGUGUACAAUUCACUAAAAACAGAUUUUGACGAUGAUAGUGAUGAGAAUGAGGUCAGUGUUUACGAAAACCAUGGCUAUUAUAGGCGUGGGUCCGAUAUUGUCACUGAGAGGAUUCCAUCCGGUAUUGGUAAAAGAUCAAAAUCCAUCAGUUUUGUCAAUAAGAGGUCCAAAUCCAACUCCUCAUCAAACCAAGGUUAUCAGCAAAGACAGAAUUCUUCUAUCUCCAGUUCACUAGGAAGUAAUUCCACAGAUCAACCCAAAAGAAUUGUAACAGCAGCAGCAGUUACGCCAAGAGUUCCAAGAAAACAAUCAUUUGCCAACACACCUAAUGCCGCUGCCGCAGUAGCUGCGUUGAGAGCGGUAGUACUUGGUUCGUACAAUGGCUCGAUAUAUGAUUCGGUCAAUGCCAUCACCAGUUCCAUAAUGUCUGAUACUUCGGUUGAACCAUCUAUAAGCGCCAAAUGGUUGGAAACGGUUAGAUCUGGAUUUUUGAAUCAAGAUAUUGAUAGUCCUGAAGAUGUAUCGUUAGCCGAAUUAGAAACUCUUUUCACAUGA